AUGGCAGCAACAGUCGUGGGCUGCGAGCUGGCCCUUCUCGUGAGCCUCGCCCUCGCUGCCGCCUACGUGUGGUUCCUCUUCUACGUCCAAUCCACGCAGCGCAAGGCGUGCCGCGUCCUCCCGAUGACAGCAGUCCAUCCAAGCACGGGCCUGCGCCGCCGUCGCCGGCGUUGCGCUGUCGAGCUCAUUGCACAAUGCCACGGCGUCACAGCGGCCGGCCACGUUGACGACGACGACGACGACCUGCCCGACCGUGAGUGCUGGCUGUCGCGGGCGCUUGCGUUGUCUGGCAUCGCACUCGUCCUGCUCUUCAUUGUAAAGGUCGCGGUGGAAUUUCGCCUCAUUGACGCCCUAUCGGCCGAGCAACGACUUCGUCACGUCAACAACGGCGCCAUCGUCGACUAG
Molecule: messenger RNA, 405 nt
Organism: Saprolegnia parasitica CBS 223.65
Lineage: Eukaryota; Oomycota; Saprolegniomycetes; Saprolegniales; Saprolegniaceae
Exons: 2
Coding region: 1-405 (134 amino acids)
Source: RefSeq, a predicted model, not a curated record